Messenger RNA from Psylliodes chrysocephalus, 4242 nucleotides. The record is from the annotation of a GenBank genome assembly. Lineage: Eukaryota; Metazoa; Arthropoda; Insecta; Coleoptera; Chrysomelidae.
AUUUGACAUUUCCGCGUACAAGUGAUUAUAAAGUAUGGAGGAUGUAUAGUGAACUAGAAAUACGUCUAUUUUUAUCAAAUCCGUCGUAAUUAAAUUAAUUGAAACUUUGCUGCACAUUUCUUCUUCGAUUAGUUUGAAUAACCAGUUUUUAUAUCAGCAUCAUGAUGUAGAAUUACGUGAAACACCAAUAAAAUGGUGAUAGAAAUCCAUAAGUGAACUCAUUGUUACAAAUCCAAACGUUUUAUUUAUUUUUGUGAAGAUUUGGCUGGAAUAUACUGUGAAAAUGGAAGUUGUAGGCGAUUAUGAAUACAGCAGUAAAGACCUUAUAGGUCAUGGAGCCUUCGCUGUAGUUUUUAAGGGCCGUCUUCGAGAGAAUACGUCUUGUACCGUUGCCAUUAAAAGUAUAACAAAGAAAAGUUUGGCCAAAUCGCAAAAUUUGCUAGGAAAGGAGAUCAAAAUUUUAAAGGAGCUAACAGAAUUGCACCAUGAAAAUGUUGUGGCUCUACUAGACUGCAAAGAAUCUGCAAACAAUGUCUACUUAGUUAUGGAGUACUGCAAUGGCGGUGACUUAGCUGAUUACCUGCAUGCUAAAGGAACACUUAGUGAAGAUACCAUUCGACUUUUCUUAAUACAAUUAGCCGGUGCCAUGAAAGCUCUGUAUGCAAAGGGUAUUGUCCAUAGGGAUUUAAAACCGCAAAAUAUUCUACUUUCUCACAGCGGAACCAAAGCACAUCCUCAACCAUCUGAAAUAAAACUAAAAAUAGCUGAUUUUGGCUUUGCCAGAUUUUUACAAGAUGGUGUUAUGGCAGCUACACUUUGUGGAAGUCCGAUGUAUAUGGCACCAGAAGUCAUCAUGUCGCUCCAGUACGACGCCAAAGCAGACCUAUGGAGCUUGGGUACCAUAGUUUUCCAAUGUCUAACAGGAAAGGCUCCUUUUCAGGCUACCACGCCUCAGGCGCUGAAACAAUAUUACGAAAAAAAUGCUAACCUUUCACCAAAGAUUCCUUUUGGAACUAGUCCAGAACUGAGUGAGUUACUUAUGGGUCUUCUAAAACGAAACGCUAGGGACAGAAUGAAUUUCGAAACGUUCUUUAAUCAUAAAUUUCUCAAAAGGCCCGAACCACCGCAGUCGCAAAGUCCUCUACAAGGAGAUUUGCCUCUGCCCAUUUAUGGUUCGCCGCCAAUCAGCGCUGUUAAAAUACCUCUGAGGCCGUCUACACCUCUUAAAGUCGCAACUCCUCCGUUAUCUCAACCAGAAUCACCUCGAUCUACAAGAAACGCACUCAGUUCAAGUCCUGAAGAUGAUUAUGUUAUAGUGCCCCAAAAUAUUCAAAUCCAAUCGGACCAAUCGACUGAGAGUAGCGUCGAGAAGGAACAAAUCACAUUCAAACUGCCGAUUAGAUCUCCACCACUACCCCGUGAACCAUUGGCUAGUCCUACGAGGCCGAGUUUCUUGCCUAUUUCUGAUCCUAUACCUGUACCGACACAACGAGAGGCUUUCCAAAAAAUGUACAACCAAUCUGACAAGAAGGACGAACCGGCGUCGCCAACACAGAUUAAUGGUGGUGGUAGUGUACCUAGAUCCCAGCCAAUAACGAUGAAGAAAAGGCCAGAAAGACAAACAUCCGACAUUGACAUUAGCUCUAUGUCACCUCCAUCAGUACAAUUCGUGAUUGGUACUCCUCCAGGUGGUAGAAGGCGGUCUACUUCAGGUAGUCUUUGCGAGACACCACCUCCACCAAAUAUAUGGACCGUAUCGCCCAUAUCUGCUUCUAAAAACAUGCCCAUGAAUUCUCCUUUAAGGCGAUCAGGUACUUCACCUCCAAUCUUGAGCGGUCCUUUGGCUAGACUUCCGAUGUUGAGCAGUCCGAAUCUCAGCGACAACAACAAUCUCGGUAGAUCACCGGUGAUACCGUUCUGCACCAGAGCUGUCACGUUACCGGAAAUAUCCGAAAUGGGCAAUUAUCAACCGUUCUUCAACGAGACUUCGACGAGCAACGAGCUGCAUCCAAUCACCUUUUUGGCGCCGGAAUUACCGGAAGAAACGCUUUUGGAGAGAGAACACAAUGAAACUCUGGCCAAAAUUAACUUCGUUUUGGCACUGAGUAACUGCAUUUUGGAGCUAGCCGCUCAAAGAGCUGCUCCAUUAUCGUCGGCGCUCGUGGAUCCCUGUCAGAAGCAGCCGCCUAGCGAAAUGACGCGAAGAGCCGAACAACUAGUUUUACUCGUUAGGACGUUACAAUUGCUCAGUUCGGGACUGGCAUUGGCCACAAAGCAGCUAAAAUCGGGGCAGUUGAGACCCAGCAGUACCGUCAAAACUGUUGUAUCUUCGAUGAAUACUAAAUUUAGAACAACCCUGCAGGAAUGCAAACAGCUCAAUAGCAGCGGAUUAUUGAACAAAGUUGGAAGUUUGUCGAUAACAGCAGAUAAAAUUAUUUACAAUCAUGCCAUACAAAUGUGUCAGUCUGCAGCUCUGGACGAACUGUUUGGGAACCCCGAAGAAUGUUUCCAGAGGUAUCAAACCGCGCAAAUUCUGUUACACAGCCUUUCACAGCAGGUGCAAAACCAGAAAGACAAAAUGCUCCUCACGAAAUAUAGAGAAGCCGUUGAAAAACGUCUAUUCGUGCUUCAACAACAAGGCUACAUUUACGCAACCGAUCUAGGUUAAUAUUACAAAAAUGAAAAAUUUUAUGAAUAUACAUUAACAUUCUUAUUUCUGCUUAUUAUAAUCAAACUAGUUAAACAUUUUAUUAAAUUUCUUUUAAAAAGUCUAUUUCAUUAAGUUUGACAGAUUUACCUGUGGCAAUUAUUUAUUUUACAAGAACUUGAAUGUUUUUUUUUAUUUUAAUUUUAAUGGAAAAGUAUUGUCAAAUUUAAUGCAAUAUAGACUUAUUUUUCUCUAAUAUUUAAGAUAACGUAUACAUAUUAUAUAGAUUUUAGUAAAAAAAAUAUGACGCAAAUAACUAGUUAAUUGGAAUGCUGGUUUAUGGAACAAACAUGUACAGAGGACACAUAUUAUGACGUAUAAUUUUUAAAAUAAUUCUUUAAUUGAAUCCUAUCGGCAACAAAGUAAUAUAAGUUAUUGAAAUUAUAUUAUAAUUAUCGAUUGGUGAAAAAUAACAAUAAUACAAGAAGACAUUUUAUUAAUUAUAAUGACAGUUAACCUCUUGUUUCAGAUUUGACUAGCUAGUUUUAUAAAGAUUAUUACAUAAUCAAAAGAUAAUUCUUAUGACAUGACAACUGACAGAUGACAUAACUCGUUUUCAUUUGAAAUCAAACCACUUGCUGCAUGAGCUUCAAUUUCAAUCUAAGAAAGAAGUGUUUGUCAUUUCUGAAUGUGCAUACAAGCAUACAAUAAGUGGAUCUAUUACCGAUCCUUGUGGUAGGCCAAUUGUUGUUUUGCAAUAUAUUUCUGAAAAUUUACAUGAUAGAUGUCUUUAUUAGAUAAUGGAAACACGUUUGCUGAUAACAAUAAUUCUGUUAUUACAGAUGAGUUUCAAAUGAAAACAGUUCAUAAAUAAAAAUUAAAACAUAUCGUUGGUGACUGGACAGAGAUCCUAUUAUAAACAUUUUCUUGUGUUAUUGUCCACGAAUUUUUUACCAUGCUGUGUAACUUUGUAAAAUAAUUUACAAUAUUUUUAUUGUAAUUAUUGUAAAUAGGUUGUAAAUGUUUGGUAUCAAAAUCUCGACCAGUUGCUGAUAAAAAUCGAAAGUUUAAAAGUUUUUUUUUUUAAUAUAGUGCAAUAAGAGAAUCUUAGAUAUAAGUAUAAAUAUUUUAUUUGUGACGAUUUAAAAUAGUGAGAAAUAGUUAAAUAAGGUGAUUUUUUUUUAUUUUAAGUUUGUAAUGACAUUGGCAGCUGGUCUCUUUGAAUUUUGUUUUGUGGAGUGAUUAUUGAUUUGACAUUCGUAUAGCGAUUUUAUGUAUGUCGUAAUGUGAACACCAAACAAGGUUAAAACCACUAUUUUAAUUGUUUACAACAUCGUGCGGUAAUAGGUUAUUACCGCAUGCAAAAUUUAACAGUUUUUAGUGAUAUUUUCGCGACUUGGGAUGCCUAAUUUCCUUUUGGUGUUCACAUUCAUGUUGGGACAUAUUGAACAAUUUACCUUCGAUUUUUUGUUCCGUGUAGUGGUUGUUAGUGUUGUAUUCGGUGUAAAACAGUGAUAUUAAGAAUAUUUGUAAUCUUAUUAAUUUACCAUGAAAAUUCAUUUAUUUAGUAUUAUUUAUUAAAUAUUAAUAUCAUA